ACACACACACAACAGAGCAUACGUAUACACGGGCGCACGUACACGGAGAAAUAAUCCUUAUCCUUGAACCGACGCCGCCCGCACCGACAGCGUCAGGACAAAAGACGACGGCAUUGGAACCGUGGAUUCGCCUCUCUCUGUCUCUCUCUCUUUCUCUUUUUAUACACGACUGAUACGAGCGUGUAUCUUGUCUCGCAUAUACGCCGACAGUGUAUACGUGUAGUUCCUCUUCCUGUGAUUUGUGCGCGAGGCCGUUCGCGUCUAAGCGACUUUCGUGUAUCACUCUUUCGCUCCCGCCAAGGAACUCCAUAUCCGCUCGUUCGAAUCGCAUAUCGUCUCUUGUCGUUAGCGAUCGUAAGAUAAAUACGCAAUCACCUCGCGUGUGUUUCUGCCUGUCGCACAGCAGGCACCUCUCUCCCUUGUUUUCUUCCUUCGUCCACUUUCGCGCUUUCCCGAGACCUCUCCCCUCUUUGCCCCCGUUCCCCUUCCUCUUCCUCGAGUGUACUCCCUCGCGUCGGGACAUAGCACUCCGUGUUCUGCGUCUGUCUACGGUGCGGAGUACCAUAUAGCCGAGCGCCCUCUCGCUCCCUCCAGCAGCAGCGGCACGUCGUCUUCUCGUCGUUUCCCGUCUACUCCGUCGUCCCCGGAGGCAGAAUAUGGAGGCGAUAGCAAAGCACGACUUCACGGCGACCGCCGAGGAUGAGCUUAGCUUUCGCAGGAGUCAGGUUCUGAAGAUUCUGAAUAUGGAAGAUGAUAUGAAUUGGUAUAGAGCUGAAUUGGAUUCUAGAGAAGGGCUUAUACCAAGUAAUUAUAUCGAGAUGAAGAGCCAUGAUUGGUAUUAUGGAAGGAUAACCAGAGCGGAUGCCGAAAGACUAUUGAUGAACAAACAUGAAGGUGCCUUUUUGAUCAGAAUCAGUGAAAGCUCCCCUGGUGAUUUCUCCUUAUCUGUAAAGUGCUCCGACGGUGUGCAGCACUUUAAAGUAUUAAGAGAUGCGCAAGGCAAGUUCUUUCUGUGGGUUGUCAAAUUCAAUAGCCUCAAUGAACUCGUGGAAUACCAUCGUACAGCAUCUGUUUCUCGCUCACAAGAUGUUAAGUUGCGUGACAUGGUCCCCGAAGAGUGUUUGGUACAAGCACUCUAUGAUUUUGCGCCACAAGAGCCCGGUGAAUUAGAAUUCCGACGAGGGGAUGUAAUUACCGUCACAGAUCGUACAGAUCAGCACUGGUGGCAUGGAGAAAUCGGAAAUAGACGGGGACUGUUUCCGUCUACCUAUGUCACGCCAUACCACUCCUAGGCCUCACAUGGCCGAGCGCACAGAGGCCGUUAUUGGGAACAGUGGCCGCCUUAUCCCACCUCUAUCACCUACAGGAUCCGAGUCGCCGCGGAUUUGAUAAACAAUAUUUUACAAACUUCACCUAUUGAAUGGGCCACUAAAAUGUAUUGGUGGUCUCGACGGAAAGUCUUCUAAGUAAACACGGCUGAAAAUGAAUCGAGAAUAUAUCCCAACACCAAAAUUCUUAAUAAGAAUAUCGCGUUAUUUACAUGGGGGAAAAAAAAAGAGAAAGAGAGAAAACCGUCAUCGAUAUCACAUCGAAAGAUCCCAGCACAAGGAUAUAACGACAUCUAAAGUUUAAGGACAAUUUGAGUAUUUAAAGAUGUUUCGACGAUAUCCAAGGAUCCUAAGAUCUCUAACGCUAUCCGGGGAUCCAAGAAUCCAAGAAUGCUUUUACAAAUGUCUUACGAAUGCAAAGAUGCCUAAAAGAUGCCUAAGGAUCUGAGGAUUCAAGCAUUUAUAGAAUUCUAACAAUUUACAAUGAUCCUUUAUCUAGGAGUAAUCUAAGUAUCUAUGGAUACCCCCAAGGAUCUAAGGAUCUCCGUUUACAUGAAGUCGCGUUCGAGGAUAAUCGAAUAUGUAUAUUUUUGUUUUCUUUUUUUUUUGUAAACCUUCUUUUUGAGGACUCUAUUUUUUCUUUACUUAUUGCGUCAAGCACAGAACUUCGUAGCAUUAUUGUGUAAUUAUUAUCUUUUAUGGUUAUUAUUAUUAUUAUAACUAUUAAUGUUAUGUUACAUUUUAUUAAUAACAAUAUAUUAUAUUAAUUAUAGCCGCGUGUGUGCUUUGUUUACUUGUGCCCAAAUACGAUGAAGAUAUUCCUUCGUAUCGCAAAGUAAUGCGCUAUACUAGCGAAUGUUAGUAUUGCUGCUAGUAUAGCACGUUAUCUACUUAUCAUAACAAGUAUAAAACGAAUGACUGGUCGGUCUGUCUGUUCACGGCACACGCUAGUGAAUAUGCCAUCCGGGAGACUUCCUGCUCGUACGCUUUUAGCUUUAUCAGUCGACCACGAUAAGCCCUGAAAGCGGAAAUUCGCGUAUCAUGAUCGAUGUUAUUCCGCCGGCUUUAAUAAUGUUCAACGUUUGCCCCUUUAUUAAGUAGAAUCAAAACAUGAUAAGAUUAAACAUUAGAUUCGAAUAAGAUGUAAUAGAGAUUAUGUAGUGGAAUUUAAAUCUGGGAAAUUUUGGGAAUGUCUCAAAAAAAAGUUAUCUUUUAAGUUAUCAGAUUUUAAUGUUAGAGCGUAACGUCACGCUUCCUCGAUUAUAAAAAUUUACGACGGUUGAUUAUUUAAUUGCGUUAAUAGACUGCUAAGAAAUCAUCUAAUUACGCUUGUGAUUCAGUUUUCACGUGCAAAGUGAAGCUUAUUAAUAAGAAAAGGAAAAGAUAUAUAUUAUAAGUCAUUCGAAAAUAUAAUUCACAAAUAAAUGCAAUUAGAUUUGAAAACAUAUACCAUUAAUAGAAUGAAUUGAUUAUUUAGCUCUUAUUAAUUGACGAAUUGAUCAAAUUAAAUCCAACACGAAAAUCUCACUACGGAUAUAACUUUUACUUCAGAACAUACUAUAUAGCAUGAUACUUUUGGACCAAGCAAUGUAUUAUAAUAAUAAUAAUAAUAAUAAUAACUUGAAAUAAAUGUCUGCCCAAGCCAGUGAUCGCGAACGAUCUCCGCGAUCUCUUUUGUAUGAUCGUUGUUUCUGUAAUAAACUUAAGCUAUAUCCUAAUAUCGAUUAUAAGUGUGAGCUGAUGUAUUAUGCAAAGAAAACAAAAUACAUAUUUCACGCAUGUAAUUGCCAUACAAGUGCAUUAUGAGAAUCAUUGGAAAGAUAAGAAAACAUAUUCGGGACACAUGUGAGAAUCGUAUUCAUUGCUGCUGAUUGUAUGAUGUUCAACAUUCGGUGUGACAGAUGUUUUCUUACAUAGCAUAAUAAUGUACAAUUGCAGUUAUUAUUAAAGCGAUGGUACAAUACAGAUACAAGGGACGAUGCACCAUAUUAUAUAAUUAUAUAAAAUGCUGCUAUAAUAAAUGACAUAUUUC
This is a messenger RNA of Pogonomyrmex barbatus (red harvester ant), 3360 nucleotides long. It is a transcript of the gene drk, whose product is annotated as growth factor receptor-bound protein 2 drk. Gene Ontology annotation, molecular function: protein binding. Lineage: Eukaryota; Metazoa; Arthropoda; Insecta; Hymenoptera; Formicidae. The record is from RefSeq and is a predicted model, not a curated record.